Galeopterus variegatus (Sunda flying lemur) is the source of this 1183-nucleotide messenger RNA. RefSeq names its product nicolin 1 (gene NICN1). Gene Ontology annotation, cellular component: nucleoplasm. NCBI's taxonomy places the organism in Eukaryota, Metazoa, Chordata, Mammalia, Dermoptera, Cynocephalidae. The coding region runs from base 82 to 738 and encodes 218 amino acids. The transcript has 6 exons. The record is from RefSeq and is a predicted model, not a curated record.
CGCUCGGCUGGGGACGCCGGGAAGGAAUGGGAGUUGGAGGCCCCGAACGGUCGGUUGCAGUUGGUCACGGUUGUCGGUACCAUGUCCCGCGUGUCGGUGCCCUGCCAUGUGAAAGGCACCGUAGCCCUGCAGGUUGGUGACGUGCGGACCUCCCAAGGCCGACCUGGCGUUCUGGUCAUCGAUGUCACCUUCCCGAGCGUCCCACCCUUCGAGUUGCAGGAGAUCAUGUUUAAGAAUUACUAUACAGCCUUUCUGAGCAUCCGUGUUCGUCAGCAUACCUCGACACACACACCAGCCAAAUGGGUGACCUGCCUGCGGGACUACUGUCUGAUGCCUGACCCACACAGUGAGGAGGGAGCCCAGGAGUACGUAUCACUGUUCAAACACCAGAUGCUGUGUGACAUGGCUAAAGUACUGGAGCUACGCCUGAUUCUGCGGCAGCCAUCACCACUGUGGCUGUCUUUCACAGUGGAGGAGCUGCAGAUCUACCAGCAGGGACCAAAGAGCCCCUCCAUUACCUUCCCCAAGUGGCUCUCCCACCCAGUGCCCUGUGAGCAGCCUGCCCCCCUCCUUGAGAGCCCUAAGGGCACUGCUGGGAGAGACCCAUGGCCACUGAUCCCUCCUUCUGGAGCAGGGUCUCCCAGACCCCAGCAGGAUAUCCUCCGAGGUGCAGCAGAUGUGGGCGCUGACAGAGAUGAUCCGGGCCAGUCACACUUCCACAAGGAUCGGCCGCUUUGAUGUGGAUGGCUGCUAUGACUUGAAUUUGCUCUCCUAUACUUGAAUGCUGGCUCCUAGCUGAGAUGUUGGCCUUUCUGUGCCUACCCAGACUUGGUUUGGACCACCAGAGGCCGAACUGUGUUCCCUGUACAUUCUGAGUGUUGCCUGCAUACCUGUUCUGUCUGGGCCAUGUUCACAGACUCAAGAUUCUGGGGGCUUACUGUUUUGCUCCAGCAUGAGCUCCCCGCAGGAGUGUGCUCUGUCUUCACCUGACUGUAACCCAUCUCUUCCUUCUCCUCCUCUAAAAGCACUCCAUUUCUACUUGCUAAAAAUCUCCAAGUGUUCUCUGCCCCUCCUGCCAACAUGUACACUCCUGUCUUUUGCCCACUCCAUCACCCUGAGUGCAGUGGGCUGGGAUGACCUACUAGAACCUGCUCCAUCUAACCUUGGAAGGCCACUGCUACCA